GCGGAGGGAACGUCGCGCGCGCGCGCGUAGGUAAUCGACGCCGCCGAGAGCGAGCCCGUCGCAAGAUGGCGGCGGCCAUGCUGGGCCCGGGAGUUCUGUCUGCGCAGCCGGCAGGGGUAGUGGCUCGGGCACUAGCGAAGUCGGCUACGGCGCCUGAGGCCGAGGUGGCGGAUCCCCUGCAGCCCCAACGGCAGCGGCACUAAGCGGAAGUCUUCCUUUUCUCCGUACCCGGUCCGCUCGCAGCAGGCCGGCCCUCUCUUCCCCUACCUGCCCCUGCUCUGCUCGCCUCCCUAGGUGCCCGCCUCCUUGCCCUGCCCUACCCAACCCGCCGGCCCCCGGAAUGGAGUUUCCCGGGGGCCCCGGCAUGGCGGGGCCCAGCAACGUCCCUGCUUUCCUGACCAAGCUGUGGACCCUGGUGGGCGAUCCGGACACAGACCCGCUAAUCUGCUGGAGCCCGAGUGGGAAUAGCUUCCAUGUUUUUGACCAAGGCCAGUUUGCCAAGGAGGUGCUGCCAAAGUACUUCAAGCACAACAACAUGGCCAGCUUCGUUCGGCAACUCAAUAUGUAUGGUUUUCGGAAAGUUGUCCACAUUGAACAAGGUGGCCUGGUAAAGCCGGAGCGAGAUGACACCGAGUUUCAGCACCCAUUCUUUAUCCGAGGCCAGGAACAGCUCCUAGAGAACAUCAAGAGGAAAGUAACCAGUGUCUCCAGCAUAAAGCACGAGGACAUAAAGGUCCGACAAGACAAUGUCACCAAGCUGCUAACAGAUGUUCAGAUGAUGAAGGGCAAACAGGAGAGUAUGGACUCAAAGCUUAUAGCCAUGAAACAUGAGAAUGAAGCCCUUUGGAGAGAAGUUGCCAGCCUUCGGCAAAAGCAUGCCCAACAGCAAAAAGUAGUCAACAAGCUGAUCCAGUUCCUGAUAUCUCUGGUCCAGUCAAACCGGAUCCUGGGGGUAAAGAGGAAGAUCCCCCUGAUGUUGAAUGAUAGCAGUUCGGCACAUUCCAUGCCCAAGUUCAGCCGCCAGUUCUCCUUGGAGCAUGUCCAUGGCUCCUCUCCCUAUACGGCUUCUUCCCCAACCUAUAGUGGCUCCAACCUAUACUCCUCAGACUCUGCAGCCAAUAGUGGACCCAUCAUUUCAGAUGUCACAGAGCUGGCCCAAUCCAGCCCCUCGGCUUCCCCCAGUGGCAGCGUGGAUGAGAGGAUCAGCCCAAUGAUACGAAUCAAGGAGGAGCCCCCCAGCCCACCACGAAGCCCCCAGAUCGAGGAGACCAGUCCGGGCCACCCCCCCUCAGUGGUGGAGACUCCCCUGUCCCCUUGCACCUUCAUCGACUCCAUUCUUCAGGAGAGUGAGCCCAGCACUGCCGCCUCUGUUUCUGACACUGUUGGGGGAGUCAUCUCCUCUCCACCUCCAGGCCCCCCCCAGACUCCCGAAAAGUGCCUCAGCGUAGCCUGCCUCGACAAUUUGACUUGCACUCCACAGAUGUCUGAGGUCACCUGCCUCUUCCCCAGCCCUGCCUCUUCCUCUCUGCAUUGCCGAUCACAACCAGGAAAUGAGCUCAGUGAGCACCUGGACACCAUGGAUUCCAACCUGGACAACCUACAGACCAUGCUGACCACUCAUGGCUUCAGUGUAGACACCAGCGCCCUGCUCGAUCUCUUUAGCCCCUCAAUGUCUAUGACAGAUAUGAGCCUGCCUGACCUAGACAGCAGCCUGGCCAGUCCCCUCACUCCCCACCCCCUACAGAUCCAGGAUCUCCUCUCCUCUCAAGAGCAACCAAAGCCUUCGGAGACUGAUACAGGUGGUGCCGACUCAGGGAAGCAGCUGGUGCACUACACAGCCCAGCCCUUGUUCCUGGUUGACUCCAGCACUUUGGAUACAACAGGGAAUGACCUGCCCAUCUUCUUCGAACUAGGGGAGGGGCCUUACUUCUCGGAGGGGGAUGACUACACUGAUGACCCCACCAUCUCCCUGCUGUCUGACUCUGAGCCAACCAAGGCCAAGGACCCUGCUAUCUCCUAAGGCCCCCUUCCUCUGGGAGGGGGAUGAUCCGGGCAUCAGGGUCCCCCUCCCUUCCUUGCCAGCUUCCCCAAGGGUGGAAGAGGGGCACUGUUCCAUGGGUUUGCGCUCAGUGAAGUUGCUGGGAAUCUAAUCUGGGGCCAGACAAGCCUGAUGGAGGGGACCUGGCAGCAGAUAGGACCUAGGCCAUAAUUGAAGGGCCACUCGCCUGAGCAAGGGGAGAGUGCCCAGGGGGCCAUUCUGGACAGAGCCUGGUAGAAUGGAAGCAGCCCCAGGUGAGCAGAGGGCAACAGGAGAAAAGACCCCGGCCUGGACACCAUGCAUGCCAUGGGGUGGGACCCUGCCCACCACCUCUCUCUUUUCCCCCGUGGCUCCACUGGGCAGCACUUUAUGCUUGCCCCUCUCCCUGUCCUUGGCUCCGUAUGUUCUGUUGGUUGGUUUGGGGUUUUCUCGGUUACACUUUGUACUGACCCCGCUGAUUGUUGAUAGAAUUGUAUUUUGGAUUUUUACACGAGAGAAGUUUCUACUUCUCCCCCUAUAUAUAUAGAAAAUAUAUAUAUAUAUAUAUAUACACACACACACACACACACACACACACACAUACAUACAUACAUACAUAUAUAUAUAUAUGAAGACAGACAGACAGAUUUAUAAACAGACGGGCUAUGUGGUUGUGGUUUCUCAGCUAAUGGGGAGUGUUAUUCCUGACAUGGGGGGAUUGAGGGGUUACCCUGAACUCCACCUGUGCUGAGGGUGCUAAGAUGACUUCAGUAUUGGGGGAGGGAGGCCAGGAAGGGAAGCAAGCAAGAGGCAGGGGCUAAGCUGUCAGCUGGGGAGAACAGACCCAGGCAAGUGGAUAGGCCUCUGCUGAGGGGGAAGGUGCCAGGUCCUGGUGGGUUUUUCUGUGCUCCCUCUGGGUGGGGUGUUUGAAGGGUUACACACACACUUCCCCAGGGUUAUAGAAUUUAGAGCAGGAAGCAACCAGCGGAAGUCAUUGGGCUCCAGAUUAGUUGCGUGAUCUUGGGACAAGUCCCUUAACUCUAGGCCUCAAUGUCUUCAUCUUUAAAACAACAACAAAAAAAUACUGUCCUAGAUUACCAAAUCCCUUCUCUAAAUCCUCUGAUCCUGAGUGACCCACCCAAGGUCACAAAGCAUAGUAGGGGGAACCAGGAUUCAUAAACAAGUCUUCUAGAUCCAAAUUCCUUGUUCUCCUGCACCCCCUGCCUCCUCUCUCAGGCUGUUCUCAUCUCCCUUCUUUGUCCAUUUCUCUUGUAGGUCUAUUUCACUGAAUAAGUUCAUGAUGUUUUAACCUGGAUUUACCCCCCACAUUUCUGUAAUUUCCCUCUAAAAAGGCUUAUUUCAUCCUUCUAACCUUUUGUGUGAAGAAAUUUCGCAAUUGACAAGAGCAUGCAAGUCACACUGACCCAAGCUCCCCCUAACCCCCUGCUACUAACUGAUUGGGUCACUAGAUUCCCACCUAAUAUGGAAGGUGGUAGAUGCCUUCAAAUUUGAUGGAUGCCAAUUUAACCUAAAGCCAGAUACCCCUGUCCCUAGUCCACAGCCAGUCCCACUAAGGCCAGGAUUUUCUCAGAUGCAUUUAUUAAGAAGAUAGAGCUGUUGCUCAGGAAUAAAGUGGGGGCAAAGAACAGGGUAGAAGAACCAGAAACAGAUUCUUAGCAAAGGCUCCUGGCAGCAACUUUAUAGGCCUGUAGGGUACAAAGAAAAGGAUGUCAGAAUGGGAUUUCUCAUUGAGCCAGCUUCCCUUCUGGUGCCCUAACACCACCAAUCCUUAGGGCCUGUGUUGACAACCAGAUUUCACUUGGGAACUAGAUCUUGGACCAGGUCUCAGGCCUCAGUUUCAUGUGGCUACACCACCAACUUGUCCACUAAGGUCUUCACUUCUGGGGGUGUUAGGAGGAUGAAGAUAAAUCUGGUGUUGACAGAUCUCUGACAGUGACCUAUCUAGUUGAAUGUAGCAGCUUCUCUCACCCAUCCUCUCCCACGUUCCCAUAUCUUACCAGUAUUAAAUGGGGCAAAUCCUUCAUAAGUUUCCUCUCAGAUGUUAGUCUGAGAAAUAGUCUGAGGCAGAUGGAAGUUUCUUCCAGCAUGCCUUUCAGAAAGGGGCCUUGAAGGAAAGCUGAUUUCCAAUGCUGUCCCACCCACAGCCAAAUGACCCAUGAAUCUCAACUCUAGAACUAGGCAUGAACAAGAAUCCCCUCCCUCUGCAAUGUUGUGGCUCAGCUUUGCCACGAAAAUCUCUCCCAAGAGAGAAUCUUUGCCUUCUGGCUUUGGGCAGACUGACCCUUUCUUGUACACAGAAAUCCUUCAGACAUUUGAUGAAGGAUGAUGUCCCAGCCUUAAUCCUCCAAGUUAAAGACCCAAGAUUCCAUCUAUCCUUUUCAGGCCUGCUUUUGACUUUCUAUUUCCUGCUCAGUAUCCCUUGGUGGCCUUUUUUGUCACUAUGUCUACAUAUGUGCACUCACGCAUUCCCUUCCCCUGGGGUCCAGGUGGAGAGUGCUGAGCUCACCUCCAGUCUUCUGGAAGGGGGAAUCCUCUUCCUCUUCCUCUUCUUCUGCAAAGGGCAAAGAAAGGAGAGUGCAGCACCCAUCUCCCAUAUCUCUUCCUUGGGUGAGUGAGCACAGCCCCAGUAGUUAGAGGGUCAUUGCCUUGAUGCUCAGCCUAGAGAGUCUUACCUGAUGCAUUCUCACCUUCAUCCUCAUCUCCAAGAUCCUCACUUCCUUCAUCCUCGCUUGAGUCAGAAUCAGGUUCAUCUUGGAACUCAGACUCUAUAGUAUUUCCCUCACCCUGAGUCUGCAGGAUACGCUUUUUUGACAACGGAGCUUCCACUUCAGGAGAAAUUUUAAGGGGCACAGUGAGGGGAGAUUGGGACCCCAGAGAUUGGGGAAGAAGUUGGAGGUCAAAAGGAAGGAGUAGGGUGGAGAUCUUGGCAACCUAGCCCAAUAGCCUACCUUCAUACAGAGUCUUCAGAGUGGAAACCAAGUGAUCUGCAAAAGAUGGCAGAGAUUCUGUUUCUGAGAUACACUAUCACUGCUUCCCUUCCCCUGACAGCUGGGAUAGAUAGAUGGCCUCUCCAUAGGACUGAAAGGCAUUGCAAUCCCAACUCUGCUCUGUAUAUCCCAAAUGCACAACUGCCCUUUCCUCACUCCUAAAUUCUUGGGUUAGACAAGGGAAAGGGAAGUGAAUCUCACCUUCUGUAGCCACUAGAGCCAGAAACAAGAUCAGCAAAGAGACAGGUAGCAAGAACCUGAGAUCAGAAUAGGGGGAGUUACUUGGAGGGGUCAGCUGACUCUGGGGCUACACAUGUCCAGAACUCCAUCCCAGAUGGACUGUCCAAAAGUCCAUACCUCAGGACAGACCAUGUACAUCCCAGACCCAGAAACCCUCCUUCCUUUUAAGCCUCUAACCCAGUGUCCCAUGACCUUACCGAGUGCUGGGAGCCAUGUCUGCAUCCAAAUAAAGGGGGUAAAGGACAGUAGUCCCCUGGACAGAACCAUAACUAUAUAAAGGGAGGGAGGGUGGGGCCUCGGCAGGGACCGCCUCUCCAGUCACUUAGGUCUGUCCCUCCUACAAUUCUAUCCCUCUUCCACCUCAGUAUCCUUGCUUAUUGGCUCAUCUCUGUCUUCCAAGGAAAGGCAUAGAAAAUGUAAAGUGAAAGGGAUCUCUGAACCCCCCCAGGACAAUUUCCUGGACCCAGAUAGUCAUGGUCUCCUGCAUCCUCUUCAACCCAACACUUGCAGGCCCUGAGCUAAGGCAAGGGAGUUGGGUAGAAGGGCCUCAGAAGAAGUUAGGUCAGGAAAAGGAUUAGGGGCAAAGUAAACAGAACAGUACCAAGGAGGGGAAAGGAGAAGGUACCAGUGCCUGGGACAAAGCAGGAAGAGAAAGCAUGGGCUCAGGCUCUAGAUGGUCCUGGAGCAUGGGGAAGACCUAAGAACAAAGGGCCCUUUCUAGGGAAACUAACUCAAUGCCCCCUUUGUCUUGCCCUGAGAGAGCUGGAAGUGGGGUGGUGUACAGCCAAGGGCAACUCUGAAAGGGCUUUGUUGUCCUUGGAUGAGCUGAGACGGGACCUUGGCCCAGCCCUGUACCCAGGAGAAAUACAUGGAUUAGCACUGCUCUAUACAGUCCUAUUGAAUUUCCUCAAUUUCUGCUAUCCCUUAACUGGGCAUCUUCCAGGAAGAGAACUCCUAGGCAUCUAGUUUGCAUGCUGUUCCCCUCCUCAAUGUUCACAUUUCACCAGUCACCAUUUAGAGAUCUUUUGUGUAGAUUAGAGGCUGGUGACCCAGUGGUAUUGGGAACCUGAUGAGCCAUCCUGGACCUCCUAAAAUACUUAACCAUCAAGGCUGCCAAUAGGGAUCACAGAUCUGUACCCAAAACCAAAGAAGAGUAGAGCCAAACCUGGGCCAAGCCUUGCCUACUUUCUGAAAGAAGACAGGACCCAUUGUACUUGGAGACCCAGAGGGCUUUCCAGUCAGUCUGAGAUGCCUCAUCAGCCCUAACACUACCUCCGUCUCCUUGGACUGACUUCUUCAACAAUGAGCCACCAGAACUGAUGGGAGUAACUGUGACCUAUACAGCGUUCUUUGAGAUACCACAUAUAACUCCAUAGCCCUAGCAACACUACCAGAGUUCCAUUCCAGAUGGUGCCAAAACAUCUCUUACACCAGGGAUCUUGGUGUGGGCCCUCUUCUAGAGGCAUUUGCCCUCCUAGGGGUCAUGGUCUUCAAGCCAGGACCCAUCCUCCAGGAUCAGGGUUUGUUUUCUCUUUCAGACCACCACAUCCAUUCUUCUGAACUUGGUGUACUCCAUCUGGCCGAACAUCUACCCCUCAAGGGUCAGGGCCCUUCUAGUUGGAAUCAUGGCAUGUUUGCCCAACCACAUCCCUGCUCAGGGUUACAACCUCAGGUGUAGAAUAAUCUCUGAGGUCCUAGAUCCCAUGAUCCAGCUAGAAAGUAUUAAUUCUGCACUCAUGAUAGACUAUCCACCAUUACUAGACAUCACUGUCUUUCCCACUCUAGCAAUGGGGACCUCCAUUAGUAUCCCGCAUUUUCUUAGGACCCCCAAAACUGAAGCUAGUCUCCUCUAGGACAUGCUACACAAGCCCAGUGAGAAAUAUGCCAAAGUACAUAGCCUGAUUACUGGACACUACAGAGGUUAAGCUCCCAAAGGUCCCACAAACUCCCUCGUUUUAUAUUCCAUGAAACAAAAUGCACACACAGUCUUCCAGGUCAGGGUACCCUCUCAAAUUGAGGAGAAUUAUUGCAGGAACCAUCACAUACUAAUCCCCUGGCAUAGUUGGGAAAGAGUAUCACCAUACCAAGGAAUACAGAGAUGGAAUCAUCAGGACAUGAUCUGUGAGGAUUAUGGCUUGUGGGGAAGAGAAGACAAGUGAGAAGCCUAAACUUAAGAGCCGAGGCAAUUGAUCUGAAUUGUGGAGCCACAUCAUUGUGGCUGGUUUCAAAUCCCAGCUCUGCUACUUUCUAAUUGAGUCACCUGGGACAUGUCAGGCACUUUGCCUCUCUGAGCCUUGGUUUCCUUAUCUGUAAAAUGAGGGAGUUGAACUAAAUAUGUCCUUUCAAAUUCUAUGAGUUCUUUUAUUAAGUUCAUUCUAGAAUCUGCUGAGGGUAAGGUCCUGGCUGGAACACAAUGGCAAAUGUCUUGGAGGCAACCAGAUGCCCAGCUAGAGCUCAGAGGAGUCAGGACUGAAGAUUUGGGAGUCCUCCACAGAAAUGGUAGAUGAUGCUAAGGGAAUUAAGGAAUUCAUGAGAGGAUAAAGGGAAAGAGUAUGGAGUUCCAAAAGUAGCUGUCCACUGAUAGGUGCACCAGAGAAGUAAGUGCAAGUAAAGUGCUAUGUAAGUGAAGGGAGGAUAAUAAGGUAAUCCAACUGGGAGAAGAGGGAGGGGGGGGGCGCAAUCAGGGAAGGUUUCUUAGAGUAGAGGACAUUUGAAAGAAUGAGCUUGAAAGAAUUUUUAAAUGAAAGAAUCAGAGUAAGAAGGAACCAUAAAUAUAUCUCAGACAAAAAAAACAGGUCCUGGGAUGUUAAAGGGAAUACCUGAGGUCAUACAGCAGAAUAUGAGUCUAGGUUUAUGUUGGUGAACCUAUGGCAUGUGUGCCAGAGGGGGCUGUUCCCUUCUCCCUCUCCACAUGUGCACCUGAGGACAAUUCUCACAUCAGCCCACUGGAAGCACUUCUUCCCUCCCCUAUCUGGGGAACGGGUGGCUCACAUGCUAUGUGAGAUGGUAAAAGUUUUGCCAUCACUGUUAUAGUUCCUCUGAUUCCAAAUAUAGGGCUCUUUUUGUAGAACUUUAAUAUUAGACAUUAAGCACUCAUAACAGACCAGGAGGUUGGAAAACAGUGGUGUGUGUGUGUGCAAAGGGGGAGUUGGUGCAGCCCCAAGUAAACCAUUUUAGUUGAAAUGGCUUACAUAUAAGAAUGUUAUGUAAAAGUGAAAUGGCACCAUGUUGCUGAUCAAAAACACAACAUACGCAACUUCCUCUGUCAAGACCUUUACUAUUAAGUCCCAGGGAUUUAUCAAUAAGCAUUAAGCACCUACUACAUGCUAGGCAGGAUGCCAAGUGCCACCUUUAGACUGGAUAGAUUGCCUAACCAUGAAGGACUGUCAGCAUUGCUGACCUCACUGACUUUUCUCAAAGUUCCCCUACGGGAGCCCAGCUUUCUCUCCUUUUUGCUCAAGGCCCACCUUGUCCUUCCUGUGUUCUGUUGGGCUUUAAGGCCCCUCUCUGUUCAGCCACUGUACCCCAGGAGCUACCAUCUCAGCGGAAAGAAACUUUGGAACAUCAAUCUCUCAUCUACUCCAUUCCUGAACAGGAUUUAUCACUACAGCAUUCCCAGCAAAUGCUGAUUGUCCAAUCUCCCCUGGAACAUCUCUAGGAAUGGGGAAGUUGCCAUUCCCAGAGCGGCCCAUUCCUUUUCUGGAGAGUUGCAGUUGUUUUUUGCUUCUUUUGAAUUGCUUCUCAGCCACCACUGCUCCCAGUGCCCUUGACCCCUCUUGGAGCCAAGCUAAGUCUAAUUCUUCUUUCGUACCACAGGCUUUCAAAGUGGAAGGCAACUUUCAUUCCCCAGACCUGGGCCUGUGACCUUCAGCUAACUUCCAAGGGUCUUCUUAGCUCCUCUGUUCAAAACUAAGCCCCAAGGAACCUUUGCAUCUCUCUCUUCCCUGCCUCCCCUCUAGGUGCCUUACAUGCCUUACCUUGGGUAAAAAUAGCCCCAAAAUUCCCCUAGUUACCUUCCCAAUUCAAGAAAAAAGUAGGUCUUCCUUCUGAGUUAUACACAUUGGCAGUGCAACCAUUUCAGAGAAUUUAAAUUAAAGAGAAAGUACCCUCAUUUCUCAUUGCCCCAGGUAUCCUUAUAAGCUCUGGCCUGCCUUUUCCAGCCUUAUUUACUUACCUCUCUGCCAGUCCAACUGGAUGACCAGCUGUUCCUUGAGCUUGGCAUGCUCUCACCUCCCAGUCUUUGUACAAGACCUUCCUUCAUGCCUGGAGUGCUCUUCUCAGAAUCCCUAUCUUCCUUCAAGGCUUAGACUAGGUGCCACCUGCUCCACAAAGCCUUCACUGAUUUCCCUACUAGAGACCACUGGUCAAGGAACUUCCUCUUCUAAAAUUACUCUGGUUAUCUAUGCACAUACCAAGGUCACUCCAAUAGAAUGUAAGUUUCUUAAGGACAGGGAUCCUUUUUGGUUUUGUCUUUGUAGCUGAGAUUUUUCCAAAGUCCGAAAUAAGUGUUUUGGUUGCUUUGUUUUUUAAUCUGAUAUCUGAGUCCCAACCCAAGACUAGCAAACCUUUUGGAUCUUGCCCUUGUAGCUAUUUGGAUCUCUGGGAUCAGAAAGAAGCCACCCCAAUUCCCGAUGGCCUCUUUGGCUGCCAAUGUGGUUGGACAUCCAGUUCUAGCAGCUGUUCUUUCCUCUCUGCCAAUCACUAUAUCUUCCAGGCCAAGAGUGUGUUUUGUUUUGUUUUAGGGUUAGUUUACAAGGGAAAGACUGACAUUCAGCUCACUUGCACAGACCUUUGUUAAGUGCCUAACAGAGAAAAACAACAUACUUUUUGACCUCAGGGAGCUUACAGUGUUCAAAGGGAAAAUAGGACUUUUCUUUCACUAGGGUCUUUAAGUGGAGGCUUCAUGAACAUUUGUUAGAGAUCUUAUAGAAGGAAUUCCUCUACAAGAGGAAUAUAAUCGGUCAACAAGCAAUCAACCAAUAGAAGUAUAAUCAGUCAAGAAGCAUUCAUUAAGCACUUCCUGUGCACCAAGAACUAAGCCAAACACAGGCUGAAGUAAGUAGUCAUUUAAGGUUCCUCCCAACUCUCAAAGACUACAUAGAAGGAUGACACCAAGCUGGUAAAUGAAAAAUAAUUUUGAGAAAAAAAUUACUUUCAGCUGUGGAAAAUAGGUAAAAUUCCAUGGCAGAAUGAUAGUCUAAAAAUUAGAAGGGACCUCCAAGGGUUCCUAAUCCCACCUGUCCCUGACCCAAGAUCCCUUCUUGUGUUAUUCAAUCAUGUUCUAUUCUCCUCUCAUUUGAGGUUUUCUUGGCAAAAAUACUCGAGUAGUUUGCCAUUUUCUUCUCCAGCUCAUUUUACAGAUGAGGAAACUGAGGGAGAGUUAAGUGACUUUCCCAGAGGGACAGCUAGGUUACUCAGUGGUUAGAGCUAGGCCUGGAGUCAGGAAGUCCUGGAGUUCAAGUUUGGCCUCAGCCACUUCCUGUGUAACUCGUUGUAUAAGUCAUUUAACUCCUGUUAGCUCCCCCUUGCUUUUCUUCCAUCUUGGAACCAAUACUUAAGUACUGAUUCUAAAACAAAAGGUAAGGGUUUUAUAAUUUUUUUUUAAAUGUUUAAAGGUGACUCCCAGGAUCACACACCUAGUGAAUAGCUGAGGCUGGAUUUGAACUUGAGAAGAUGUCUUCCUGACUCCAGUCCCAGAACUGUAAUCACGUUACCACCUAGCUGCUUUACCCCUUCUAUAAUAUCCAAAGUAAUUGAUUGUGCAGGCUCUGCUUAAAGGGCAGUUAGAUGACACAAUGGAGCACUGGACCUGGGAUCAGAAGAUCCAAAUUCAAAUCUAGAUUCUAACACUAUCUGGGUACCCUGCUCAAGUCAUUUAAUCUCAGGCUGCUAGUUUCCUCAUCUGCAAACUGAGAUACUAAUAGCACUUUAUCUUCCAGGAUUGUUGUAAGCAUCAAAUAAGAGUAUGGUGUAAAGUGCUAUUUUAUCCAGUGAGGGUAAACACCUGAUUAUCUUGACAAAGUCCCUUACAUCUUGGAUAGCUAUAAUUCUUUGGAUGUUUUUCCUUCUAUUGAACCUCAACCUGCCUCUCUGGAAUUUCCAUCCAUUGGAAAGUCUUACUUCUACCCUCUGAGGCCAAGCAAAAGUAUUCUAAUCCUUCUAUAGGACAACUCUUCGGAGCUUCCGGGGAGCAGCUUCAGAGGCAGAGACAUUCCACCAGGCACACAAUCACAGGAGUGCGAUUUAUCUGAGCAGCGUGUGUUCCUUUCUUCCAGUAGUAGUUUGGGAUUCUGGGAAAGAGUAUACCCCUAAUAUAUGCAGCCAAGGAGAGUCAGAAAGGGUUUUUUUAUUUGGCCUUUUUUACUAAUGAUAUCUUGCAUCAAAUCUGGUUUGCUAUGCAAGAGAAUACAUUGAAUGGAAAAUUUUUAAAAGACAUGGAUCUAAAGAGUAUCUCGACUCUGGGUAGAACUCUUGGUAGACCAUGUUGAGGGGAGCCUGGGCUACAGUUGAGAAUAGUUUAUCUGUGAUCUUUUACUCAUCAGAUUAAACACCCCUAGUCCCUUCAACCUAGCUUCCUAUGGGAUGUUCUCAAAUCUCCCCUUCCUGGUAAAAUUCCAGUGCAGCAAUUUGAAGGGUUAUUUUUGUGAGUCCUAGGGAGUUUAAGAAACAAACUUGUUCAGUUUCUCCUGCCCAUUUUUUAGUUCCUACAUUCGAUGUCAAAAGCUCUCCAAAUAAGUGAUUAAGUAGUAAACCAGCAUUUCUGCAAGGGAGAGGAAAAGAAAAACACUGGCACCAUACUUAUGUGUCCAAAUAAGAUUUAUUCAAGGAUAUUCUUUACACGAGUGACUAGAGGGAUGCCAGAGGCUUCCAAGUCUUCUAGAUUUGAGGCUCCACCAACUGAGUGACCAUUCCGAUGAUGGCUUUCUAGAUUUUCAAAGGCUCUGAUGUUGUGACCAUGUAAAGCAAAGUAUCUGUUAUCUUCUUUUUCAGAUUUUUAGUUAGGUGAAGGGACUGGUCAAGGAAAUGGAGAGCAUCUGAGUCUCCAUGGCAGAUUUGGGGUCUGUUUUCAUAGAUAGCCUGUUCUAAGGAAUCUCCUGAACAUGAGUUCAUACAAAUAACAAAAGGGCUAAAAUCUGCUCACAAACCAAACCUUUGAUCCAACUCAACUCUUCUAAACCAAUGUCCAGACUCUACGAGGCAAGCUACAAGUACAACAGACAUAUUAAAAUUACUGUAGGGCCUUUUGUUCAAUACUUUCUAUUUGGAAGUGUCUUCUCUCUAUGAGAUGGGAUAGUAGAGGGUUGUCCAGGAGUAGAGUAGGCCCCAAUACAACUAGUCACCCUCUUCUGGACAUGUUCCAACUGAUGUCUUUCCUAAUGUAACAGUCCCCACUCAACAGUUUGCUGCAGGAAAGCCUCUAUUCAUACAGGAGGCAAAUUACUGAGCAAUGUCAACGCAUCUAAGCAUAGUAAAACACAAUGAAGAAAGUCCAUAGGAUAAAAGCCAUUCUCAGUCUCUUGCCUCCAUUGUAUCCCCUCCGACUCUCUAGUCAGUUUUCCUAAGAGUCACACUCCAAGGACCCCUGUUGCUACUUGAAAGCUUUUCUGAAAGAGAGCAAGGUCAGUCCUGUUGGCUAGGACUCUGUACCCCUUGCCUGUUCUAGAAAAGGCCAACUGGAGCAUGUUUGGAGGGCUAUGUUAGAGUUAAUUCCCCCAGGCAGUCUGCCUUGGGGAGGGUAAUAGUUACUACUCUUUUAUAAUAAUAAUAUUUGCAAUAAUAAUAACUCAUACUUGCAAUAAUAAUAACUCAUCUUUGUUAAGGUUUGCCAAGUGCUUUGCAUAAUUCUUUCAUCUGAUCUGGUCAGACUGCCCAGGGAAGAUCCCCGGCCCCUCACCAGCUGUUCUUAGAGCUAUCUUUUUAUAUGCCUCACCACUUUGCCUGAAUGCCACUGAAAAGUGCACAUUUAUUAAGAGUACUGCAGAUUUUUAAAAAAUCUCCCUCACCCAAGGAGUCUCCAGAGUUCUUACUCCCAACUGGCUUAGAGUGAGCGUACUCACCUCUUCCCAACCCCAAGGUACAAGUAGCUAAGGAUCCUCACCUUUCACUGCCUUCUUCUGAAGCUAGGGACAAACCCAUUCCCCCUCCUCCAUGUGGCCAUUUCCAUUCCCACUCCAUCCAGUAAAUCUCAGGAGUGUUAUUUAAAUUGGGAGGACAAAUUGGCUGGCUGUCAGCAUUUUCACUGGCAUGGCAAAAAUCCUGAUCACCUUUCUGAUAAAAUGUGAAUCCCUUUGCUCAUGUGUUCUAACAAGGCCCAGGUAGAGCAGAAAUAUUGUCUCCUUCUGGACAGCAGCCCUCUUCUAAUGCAGCUUAACAAAACACUGUGCCCUCUUCUGGCUACCUUGUCCCACUGCUGACCUCAUUGAGCUCGUGAUCUACUAAAUACCUUUCCCAUCCUGUAAUUUGGGAAGUUGAUUGUUUUAGCCUGGGUAAAACUUUACAUUUGACCCUCAUACAUCUCCUUACUCGAUCUGUUCCAUCAUUUUAGUCUGUUGAGAUGGGUUUUGACCUGGACUGUGUCUUAGUUAUCUCUUCAAGCUUCAUGUCAUCUGCAAAUUUGACAUGUAUGCUAUGUAUUCAUCCGAGUCACUGAUAGAUGUCAAAUGGCACAGAGUCAAGGGCAGACCCCUGGGGCACACCACUGAAGACAACCCUCCAAAAUGGCAUCAACCCAUUAAUAAUUUCUCUUUGGAUCUGGUCAUUCAAGUUUCCUAUCUUAUAAGCCAAUGGUUCUCAAAGUGUGGUCUGGGAAUCCUCGGGGGAAAGGGAGCCUCAGACCCUUUCAUGGGGUCCACAAGAUCAAAACUAUUUUUAUAAUUCUAUGACAUUUUAACUUCUAAGUAAAUAUCAAUAGUUAUUACCAGAUGUGCUGGUGUUUAACAACCACCUCUCAGGGAAAAAAUGCACUAUACACUUUUUAAGUUUAAUAUGCAUUCUCACCAUUAUUUUCUUAAGCCUAGACAAUCAACAAAAUAAUUCAAGUCCUAAUCUGUAGCAUUUUCUGAGGUAUAAAUGCUCACACCAAAAAUUUAACAAUCAGCUCUCUCAAUCCAAGCUGGUUUAAGCUGACUACAGCACACUCCUGGAUAGAAUACCUAAACAAAAGCUGUGUUUGCAUGUGUGUAUGAGAGAGAGAGAGAGAGAGAAGAGGAAAGGAGGGGUGGCUGGAGAGACAAAGAAGAAGAGGGAGGGAGAGAGAGGAAAGAGCACCCUCAGUAGUAUAGAAGGGGUCCUAAAAACAAAAAAAAUUGGGGUGGGGGGCAUCUGUGAUCUAACCUCUAGCUUUCCAUCCUAUACAUAAAUACAGCAUGAAAAACCUUGUCAAAAGGUCCAUGGAAACUGGCUACAUCCCUCCUCUAAUCUGCCCAACUAGGAAAAGGAAUACUGGGAGUUUGGGAGAAACUUUCUCCCCCAUAAAGAAACCUCCAAGACUAAGGAAACGUGGGGCUGGGUCAAUAGAGACGAAUCUCAGGCUGUGCUUUAUUCCACUGCUCAUUAGCAACGAGAUGAAUAAGGCCCAUUCCAACUUGAAGGAGGUCUCUACAGUCCUACAAACUACGACAGAGAACAGACCUGGUCUUUACUGAUUCCUGUGGCUCCAGGGUUUUCCUUCACUCUCCCUGAUUUCUUUGCUACUACUCAAUGCUGUUGGUUGGCUGUAUACAGAGAGAGCCCAAGAAGCUAUAAGAAUCCAACCCACAUUCUAAGCAGUUGAAGCUGCUACCAGCUGGAGCAAGCUCCCUUAGCAGACUAAUAAAUUUCUUUUCCUUUC
Monodelphis domestica (gray short-tailed opossum) is the source of this 15094-nucleotide messenger RNA. The record is from RefSeq and is a predicted model, not a curated record. Lineage: Eukaryota; Metazoa; Chordata; Mammalia; Didelphimorphia; Didelphidae.